GUGACUAGUUAAGACUCGCAGGCUAUGCGGACUCACAGCCGCCAGCUGCAGCUCUCUUCACAUGGGUGCCUAAAGCAGCUGCUCACAGACAGAAUGCUGUUAUUAGCCUGCAAUACAAGUACUGGGCAACAAGGAGGAAUACUAAUGUGGAUCUGACUGGAACUAACCACUUCUACGGAUUUGUCUGCACUGGCAGAGAUGUUCUUCUGCUUGGAGAACAUGACCAUUCAGUUCUGACAGGCAUUUUCUGAUAACAUGGGCUCAUCAGUACUGGGGAAAGCUGCCACACUGGAUCAGCUACUGAAAGCUUGCAUUGAAGGCUUUGGUGAAAACGGAGAGCUCAGCAACAGCCAGUUACAACGCACAGUGUUGCUAAUGCAUCGCUGGUACCUCACGUCGACUGAACUGGCAGGGAAACUCCUUUUAAUGUACCGGGACUGUGCCAACGAAGACUGUAACAAAACUCGACUCCAGAUCUGCUACUUUAUUAGGUACUGGAUUGUACAGUUCCCUGCGGAGUUCAACCUGGACUUGGGUUUGAUACGGCUAACGGAAGAAUUUCGGGAAGUAGCUGGUCAACUGGGCUAUGACGAACACAUUAAGCUCAUUGAUAUUUCAAGCAUCCCAUCAUAUGACUGGAUGAGAAGGGUAACUCAAAGGAAAAAACAAUCCAAAAAAGGCAAAGCAUCUCUUCUCUUUGAUCACCUGAAGCCAAUUGAACUUGCAGAACAUUUGACAUACUUGGAAUACAAGUCAUUUAGAAGAAUAUCAUUUACAGAUUACCAAAGUUAUGUAAUCCAUGGCUGUCUGGUGGACAACCCCACACUGGAACGCUCCAUUGCCCUCUUCAAUGGGGUUUCUCAGUGGGUUCAGCUCAUGGUGCUCAGCAAACCUACGCCAUAUCAAAGGGCAGAGGUCAUAACCAAAUUUAUCAACGUGGCACAGAAUCUACUAAAGCUGAAAAACUUCAACACACUGAUGGCUGUCGUGGGGGGCUUAAGUCACAGUUCUAUCUCACGCCUGAAAGACACUCAUUCUCAUCUCUCAGCAGAAGUCUCUAAGUCCUGGAGUGAAAUGACAGAGCUGGUUUCCUCUAGUGGCAAUUAUUGCAACUAUCGAAAGACUUUUGCCGAAUGUGAAGGGUUUAAAAUUCCCAUCCUGGGAGUGCACUUGAAGGACCUGAUUGCUGUUCAUGUAGUCUUCCCUGACUGGAUUGAUGAGAGCAAAGUGAAUAUUGUAAAAAUGCAACAACUUUAUGUUACCUUCAAUGAGCUAGUAUCACUACAAAAUACCGCUCUCCAAGAGGAGCCUAACAUGGACUUAAUACACUUGUUAACACUUUCAUUAGACCUGUAUUAUACUGAAGAUGAAAUUUAUGAACUUUCAUUACUUCGGGAGCCUCGCAAUCCCAAAUCCUUGCCUACCUCCCCCACAUCACCAAACAAACCAGUUGUUUCUCUGGACUGGGCAACUGGUGUUACCCCUAAACCUGACCCAACAGUCAUCAGCAAGCACAUAAGAAAAGUAGUUGACUCUGUGUUUAGGAACUAUGAUCAUGACCAUGAUGGUUAUAUCUCACAGGAAGAUUUUGAGAGCAUCACAGCCAACUUUCCUUUCUUGGACUCUUUCUGUGUUUUGGACAAGGACCAGGAUGGUCUCAUCAGCAAGGAUGAAAUGAUAGCUUACUUUCUGAGAGCAAAUUCUCAGCUGCAGUGCAAGAUGGGACCCGGCUUUGUACACAAUUUCCAAGAGGUGUCAUAUCUGAAGCCCACGUUCUGUGAGCACUGUGCCGGAUUUCUGUGGGGUAUAAUCAAACAAGGAUACAAGUGCAAAGACUGUGGAGUAAACUGCCAUAAGCAAUGCAGAGAUUUGUUGGUGCUGGCAUGUCGAAAACUGUCCAGAGGCACUUCUUUGGGGAACGUAUCUCCUACUGCUUGCACACAUGGAUCACUUCCCAGCAGUCCAUCAGUUCCACCCUGUAAUGCCCCAGACAAUGUGUUUGAAUUCCCUGGUGUCACACCCGACAAUCAGGAUCUUGACAACAGAUCAAUCACUCUUAUGACUGGCUCCGCACGUAAGAUCUCGGUGAGACUUCAGAGGACAACCACCAGCCAGGCCACACAGACAGAGCCUUUAUGGCAUGAACACAGCUGGGGGACAGGGGACUGUGGCUCACACACCUUUCCUAAGAUGAGGUACAGACUUCACAGCAAGAAUAAGGGCUUUGCAAGUUGGGAGAAUGACAAGCCCUCAUUACAUGCCAGGACUGACCUGGAGCUGCGAAUUCCUGCCAUCAGUGUAGAGAUGCAGAAUGGGAUGCACAUCGAAGAGGAACAACAAGAGUCCGCUGAGGACAGCUGAACAACUGCCAUCAAAAAUAAGAAGAGGCAACAAUGAGACUUCAUGGGCUGUUAACGAGCCUUUGGAAUGAAGGAGACAUGAGUGGAAAUGAAGACUGCAGCCACUGGAUGCCACAACUUCCCAUGAGAAGCUGAAGGUCAGCCAGAAGUAACACACCUCAGAAAUGUUCAUCAGCUGUAUCGUAUGUCACUAUGAUCUCAAGGAAGAGAUGGUAAAAUCUUUAUACAAAUCAUUUUUAUAAGAGAUGAAGAGAUAAGAAAAAAAAAAGCACCAAGGUCCAAAAGUAUUUUAAAAACUUCUGUUGAGUUUUGUUCGAAGGGAUACUGAAUUACCCUGUAGCAAAAAAACCCUGAAGGGAUCGUGUUUAUCGUGUUGGCUUGUUUUCAAGAUGUUCACUGGUCUCAAGAACACCCAUUGGGUGUCCUUAGAGUUUAUCGAGUAAUGGUACCACUUGUCACAAUCCCUGGAGUAGGAUAGAUUUUCAUGGGUAAAUAUUUAAGACGGAAGGGUUUAACCUUGGACUUACUACUGGCCUGAGGUGGCAUCCUUGACUCCAUUUUCCCCAUCUGUGUGUCACAGAAACGUUUUUUGAGUCACCUGCCUUAAAUAUGCAAAGGACCAGAAAUGCCCUGCUCUCUGUCCUUAACCUCCAAUCACUUCAGGAUUCUCUGCAAUGUCACCCUGGCCUCGACUGUAAACUGGAGAUGGUCACUGAACAGAGGCAGAGAGUGUACGUGAUCGAUUAGAGAGUGGCAGUGUAAUGGACCAGGUCACUUAGAAUGAACACGUGUGAAGUAGGUAUCAAAUUGGAA
This is a messenger RNA of Erpetoichthys calabaricus (reedfish), 3173 nucleotides long. It is a transcript of the gene rasgrp3, whose product is annotated as RAS guanyl releasing protein 3 (calcium and DAG-regulated). Gene Ontology annotation, cellular component: plasma membrane. The record is from RefSeq and is a predicted model, not a curated record. Gene Ontology annotation, biological process: Ras protein signal transduction; positive regulation of GTPase activity. Bases 256 to 2361 code for a protein of 701 amino acids. The transcript has 17 exons. NCBI's taxonomy places the organism in Eukaryota, Metazoa, Chordata, Cladistia, Polypteriformes, Polypteridae. Gene Ontology annotation, molecular function: calcium ion binding; guanyl-nucleotide exchange factor activity.